Molecule: messenger RNA, 1107 nt
Organism: Penicillium longicatenatum
Lineage: Eukaryota; Fungi; Ascomycota; Eurotiomycetes; Eurotiales; Aspergillaceae
Product: Nif3-like dinuclear metal center hexameric protein
Exons: 4
Coding region: 1-1107 (368 amino acids)
Cellular component (GO): mitochondrion; cytoplasm
Source: RefSeq, a predicted model, not a curated record
AUGUCUACCACUCCUUCUUGCUCGCCCUUUACUCGGGCCGUGGUCAGCUCUAUGAGGAAGCUGUACCCCGAGGCAUUGGCCGAUAAGAGCUUCGACAACACUGGAUUACUUCUGGAAGCUCCAUUUGAGCCAUCACGGCGCCAGAAGAACUCCGUGCUGCUGGCCAUUGAUCUGACAACAGCGGUUGCAGAUGAAGCAAUUCGGCGCCAGGAUUCAGCCAUUGUGGCCUACCACCCAAUCAUUUUCCGUGGUCUGAAGUCCCUUACUCUCGAAGAUACCCAACAAAGAUCUCUAUUGCGACUUGCCCAGCAUGGCAUCAGUGUCUACUCCCCUCAUACUGCCGUCGACACCGUUCCCGGUGGUAUGGCUGACUGGCUCUGUGACGUAGUGACUGGCACAUUCAAGUCCGACUUUAAGCCGCAGUCCUCAGUCACAGAAUGUGCAUCCACUUUGUACUCAGCACCUACUUACCCCCAACCUGAGCUCGUCCCCAAUGCAGCAUCAGCAAGCCUUUCUCAGCAAAUACCCCACACCCGAUCUACAAUUCACCCCUCGCCUCCGGCUUCUAUCCCCGAAGGCUUCGAAGAUGCCGGUGCAGGUCGCUUGGUGACCUUCAAUGAAGCCCAGCCUCUCACGACACUAAUUGACCACAUUGGCCGUGGUGUGGGUCUCCCGGGUGGAAUUCCCAUUGCGACUCCCCAGGGCCAGUCGAUCAACGACAUUCGUAUUCGUACUGUGGGUAUGUGCCCUGGGUCCGGCUCUGGGGUUCUUCUUCGUGGGAACGAAAUCCCUGAUCUCCUUUUCACUGGGGAAAUGAGCCAUCACGAGGCUCUUGCGGCUACAGAGAAGGGUUCAGUCGUUAUCUCGUUGGCUCACUCCAACUCUGAGCGCGGAUAUCUCUGUGCCGUCAUGCGGAACCAGCUCCUUCGUGAAGUGUCACAGACUUGGCAAAGUGACAGAAAGGCAGCUCUCCAGGCCGUCCAAGAAAUCUCCAAGCAAGGUGGGGCUGCUACUGGCUCUCAGGAGGUAUACCAAGAUGCCAGUGUCGAGGUUUCUGUUAGCGAGGCCGAUCGUGAUCCUUAUGGAAUCAUGGUCUGGCUUGCUUAG